This is a messenger RNA of Asterias rubens (European starfish), 1815 nucleotides long. Its product is annotated as crk-like protein. Gene Ontology annotation, molecular function: protein binding. The transcript has 7 exons. The record is from RefSeq and is a predicted model, not a curated record. Lineage: Eukaryota; Metazoa; Echinodermata; Asteroidea; Forcipulatida; Asteriidae. The coding region runs from base 227 to 1168 and encodes 313 amino acids.
UGAAAAUCCCGAUCCGAUUCCACUUCCUGAUGUUUGAGAUGAACUUGACGAAAGAGUUCGUUAAGGCUCUGACCUAAGCAUACGAACGAUUCAACCAAUUGACACCACUUUCGAGCUCGUUAAUUGACGUAGGAAGUCUUCUUCUCUAAAGUGGAAGGAUCGUCAGGUAUUUUCUCGGAAGGAGAAGUUGUUUUUGAGGACAUUUUGUGAGCUGGGUCGAGCUGGAAUGAUGGCAGACCAACUUGAUCCUAAGUGGUACUUUGGUCCCUUGACUCGACAUGAAACAGACAACAUUCUUCAGAACACUAAGGCUGGGACGUACCUUGUCAGAGACAGCAGUACUUGUCCAGGAGACUAUGUACUCUGUGUCAGUGAGAACAGCAAAGUGUCCCACUACAUUAUCCACUUGCCAAAAGACAAGGACAUCUAUAUGAUUGGUGACCAGACGUUUACAAGUCUUCCCAGCCUAUUGGACUUCUAUAAGAUGCACUUCUUGGAUACCACGACGCUCAUCGAACCGUGCCCCAAACACCAAGAGCAGAGAGAAAUAGGCGGCUUUGAGCCAGUAGCUCCCAUUCACCCUGUACAGAACCCUCCUCCGCUACCCCCCAUGGAUCAUCCCAGGGGACAGGGGCUCGGCUUGGUCUGCAAAGCUCUCUACAAUUUCAAGAAAACAGACGAAGAAGACCUUGCCUUCUCAAAGGGCGAAACUUUGACUAUUAUCAGAAAGGAUGAGGACCAAUGGUGGCUAGCCAGGAAUGCAGCGGGUGAGGAAGGUCUGGUACCUGCCCCCUACAUCAAACCUGUAUCAGAUCAGAGGUCCAGCAUGGAGGGUAAAGGGGGCGGAGACGGCAGGCUCUCAAUGGGGGAGGAUGGCAAGACAUCCAGCCAAGACCAAUAUAAGGUUAUAACCACAGUCAAAACCAACACCGUACAACAUGCACUGGUCACGCAAGAGAGAGUGCCCUGUGCAUACGACUCCACACAACUCAAACUAGAGGUUGGAAGUAUAAUUAAAGUGCUGGACCAGAACGUGUCUGGCAACUGGCAAGGAGAGGUGAACGGCAAAAAGGGCUACUUCCCGUUCAAUAGGGUCCGGUUACUAGACCAAAAGACCUACGAGGGACUAAUAGAAGAAAAAAGAAAAGCCAACGGUGCCAAUGCAUAAUGUCAGGGGUGUGUUACCCUUCGUUAGCCAAGACAAAGAAAAAGAGAACAAAGAGAGACAAGACUUUAUGUACAUCUAUCACUCCACUGUAUAUAACCAUCUAGACCAUUGUGAAUACGAUCCCGUAUAAACUCUGCAUGCGGGUGCCCAGAGUUUUUUUAUUAUUGGAAGCUGGACAGAAGGAUUUAUUACUUAGGAAGUUACAAUAAAAUACACAUGACUGCAAGGAAUCUAUAAAGUGGAAAGCAUUGGUUGGAACUGUAGAGGUGGAACAGGAGUGAAACGACAUUUCGAUGGUGAAACACUAGGAAAAGUGCUUCGUGGAGCUCCAUGGCGCAAUGGUGAGAGUAACACAUCCAAGGAAGAUCCAAGGUGAUACACCAGGGGCAGCACACCCCAAGAAACUCCAAGGUGAUACACCAGGGGCAACACACCCCAGGAAACUCCAAGGUGAUACACCAGGGGCAACACACCCCAGGAAACUCCAAGGUGAUACACCAGGGGCAACACACCCCAGGAAACUCCAAGGUGAUAUUACCAGGGACAGCACACCCCAGGAAUCUCCAAGGAGAUACACCAAGGGCAGCACACCCAAGGAAACUCCAAGGUGAUACACCAGGGGCAGCACACCCAAGGAAACUCCAAGG